UGAGAGACCCACGAUCAGGGGGAAAGGGUCAGAGAGGCACUUCGACAGGCAGCAGCUGCACGUUUCUCCAGUCUCCAACUUUGGCUUUAGCCUCCAUUUUUAACACUUGACUCACUAGCUUGUCUUGUUUCCUGUGGAUGAUUUUGGUUGACAACUGUGUAUCGUCAUUACUACGGAACGUGUUUUGUUUUUCCUUCCGGAUUCUAGAAGUAACGGGCAGCGGAGAACCUGAGCUAGCGGCAGCAGCUAUAACGAGGCUAUAGCAGGCUAGCUAACGUUAGCUAGCAACCUGGCUAGCUGCACACGAGCUGAGCAUUGCUCGGUGGUGGGUUUGGGGAGGCGGCUUGCCUACUGUCUCGUUUGAUGGAUCCGAGAAUCGCCUGGUUUCAACCAGAACAACGAGGACCAGCUAACAACCUGUGGAUGCAGAUUUGGGAGACGACACAAGGGCUCGGGUACUUGCAUGUAAAUAACAGCUACACCGCCGGAUCUCAGAGCACGUCGAGCCGCCUGAAGGCGAUCGUCAACGGGGCGUCGGGUGCCGUUCUCGCCGGCAGAAACGGGGCACUUCUUGACUCAAACACCGGCAGCAGUGAAGCCAGGACUCAGGGGAUGUCGACCUCAAUGGCGAACGGAGAAAUAAUGGCACAGCGGGACUUUAUACCACUGGAAACCAAUAGCAACCACAACAACCGAGCCGGUGGCAGGGGCGGUGUCAGUGGAGGGGGGCAGCAGGGCACCGGGGUCGCUGUGCUGUGGAGAGGGCUGACGGACGGACACCCCAACAAAAGGAAAAGAGACAACAAAGCUAGCACUUUCGGAUUCAAUUCCAGCCUCUUGAACAGCGGCUCCAACACAGGAGGCUAUGAUGGGUACGCUGGCACGCCAUGGAAAGUGAGGAACUACUCAGAAGGAAUUAUAGGGUUACACGAGGAGGUCAGUGACUUCUAUAAGUACAUCUCUCCGCGGCCGGAGGAGGAGAAGAUGAGACUGGAGGUGGUGGACAGAAUCAAGGGAGUCAUCCACGACCUGUGGCCCAGUGCCGAGGUCCAAGUGUUUGGGAGUUUCAGCACUGGUCUUUAUCUGCCAACAAGUGACAUUGACUUGGUAGUUUUUGGGAAGUGGGAGACCCUCCCACUCUGGACGCUGGAAGAGGCUCUCCGGAAGAGGAAAGUCGCAGAUGAGAACUCCAUCAAGGUUUUGGACAAGGCAACGGUUCCCAUCAUCAAACUGACCGACUCCUUCACCGAGGUCAAAGUGGACAUCAGCUUCAACGUGAAGAGCGGCGUUAAAGCCGCCUGGCUCAUCAAGGAAUUCAAAGAGAAAUACCCUGUGCUGCCUUACCUGGUGCUGGUGCUGAAGCAGUUCCUCCUGCAGAGGGACCUCAACGAGGUUUUCACCGGAGGGAUCGGCUCCUACAGUCUGUUCCUCAUGGCUGUCAGCUUCCUGCAGCUCCACUACAGGGAGGACGUGUGCAGUCCCAACAUCAACAUCGGUGUUCUGCUCAUCGAAUUCUUCGAGCUCUACGGUCGCCACUUCAACUACCUGAAAACGGGCAUCAGGAUAAAAGAUGGCGGCUGCUAUGUUGCCAAAGACGAGGUUCAGAAGAACAUGAUGGACGGCUACAGGCCCUCCAUGCUCUACAUAGAGGACCCGCUGCAGCCAGAUAACGAUGUUGGCCGCAGUUCAUACGGUGCCAUGCAGGUGAAGCAGGCGUUCGACUACGCCUACGUGGUGCUCAGCCACGCCGUGUCACCCAUCGCCAAGUACUAUCCAAACAACGAGACAGAGAGCAUACUCGGCCGAAUAAUCCGGGUCACACAGGAAGUGGAUGAGUACAGGGAAUGGAUCCGAAAGAACUGGGGGAGCCCGUCUCAGAAUGACCUGCCGAAAAACAAAAACGACGUCACACUGUUUGAGUCCCAGCAGCUCGACGAGUGCAACAACAACGUUCCAGACGAUGAAGACGAUGAUGUUGUUGUAGUUCUACCGUCAAAAACCUCCUCCAACUCCUCCUCGCCAUCCCCCUCGCUGCGCUCCUCUCCCUCCUCCUCUCCACUGUCGCCUUCUUCCACGUCCUCAACCUCCAGCUCCAGCGACGCGGACUCUGAUGGCACGCCGUGUAAAACAGCCAAGCAGCAGCAGCAGUCCGGCCGGGGCUCCAGCGCACACAGAGAAAAGUCUGCUGUCGUCAAUAACAACCGAACACAGAGCAACACUAACAGCACUCCAUCUGGAAGCAACAAGGGAGGAAAGGCCAGGACGCCUCGCUCUCACCAUAAGAGCGCCAACCACGCGCCGCAGAGCUCCUCCUCCAGCACCAAAAGCCAUCAGAGCAACAAGCCACACCACCAGGGCAACAGCAAGAAGAGGAAAAAUGUGCGAGACUCUACACAAGAAGACCUCUGCAGAUAGGGGUGACCUCGCCUGCGCCCCCCCUCCCUGUCCGUGUCUGCAACUGACUGACUGUCCUGUCCCACUUCUGCUGCCAGACUCCAGCCUCGGGAGGUUGUUAGAAGUAUUAAAGCAUCCACAGUAUCUGUCUCUCUGUCGAGCUUUUCGGGGUGACGAGUAACAAUUUCUAGCAGGGAAAAAAAAGAACAAAAAAAAAAAAGAGUUGUCAUGAAAUGAGUUUAAUGUCUUGGACCUGGACGUAAAGGAUCGACGCUCACUCGCUUCCCAAUAGCUUCUGUUAUGGAGCGGUUUUCCUUCCCAGAGCCAGCACAUACACAACAUGCCUCUUGCGCCUCCUGCUGUACAGGAAUAAACAGGCCGUGUGUCUGGAGUCUACUCUGGAGAUGAACCUGGAACUGCUGGCUGGAAAAUCGGACACAUUUUUUUUUUAAAUCAAAAAAAAAAAAAGAAGAAAAAAAAGCAAAUUGCUGAAAAUGUACAAAAACGUCGCGUCGAACGAGCGGCGGAGAUGAACUCAGACGUUAUUAAGACGUAACUUACAAAUGCAAUCAGUAAGAGUGGGACAUAACUUAUGCAUGAGAAUCUUUUUUUUCCGUUGGUUGAUUUUUUUGUUGGUUUAAUCUGUUGUGUUAUGUCUAAACAGAUUAUACAAAGAUUUGUACAAAAAAACACAUAAGCAAAAAAAAAAAAAAUACAAGUAAGAAGAAAAUUUCAUAUUACCUUUUUACAAGAUAUACCGAUGGAAGACAUGUAAACGUGCACAUCUUGUGCCCUCAGCUUUUUCGGCCAAAGCCAGGAGCUGGUUCGGGUCCCAUUGCCAACAUAAAUCAUCAGCAUCGACUUUUCCUUCUGGUUGCUCUCUGUGAGUGUGCUACAGUGUUAACAUUUAGCCUUUCGUGAGCCAGCGCUCGCAUAUAGACGUCUGGGUGCUGAUCUCUCGCCCGGCGCCACAGCACAGCCACACCAGUUUGGAGGCUUGAAGACGACAGGUUGAAAUGAAUAAGAGGUGAUAGUGGUUUUUAUCGAGAAAUCCUACACGUGGAGAAAAAGAAAAGGUGUUAACAAUACAACUGUGGGCGUUCCUUUGGUAAUUUACCCACUGAAAAAUCAUUUGUAUUUGUUAUAUGUAUUUAUUUUUUUAUUAAUUAUAUGAACAUAGUAUGGAGAAAUGUAUUAUUAACAUUAGAGCCCAUAUCUUUGAAGUAGGAUAAGUGGCGGGAACAGUGAUGUUCAGGUACAGUCAAAUUACCACCUUUAUUAUUUCAUUGGGUUUGUUUUUGUUUUCUUCAGUGACAGUUGAGUGACCAAGUUUCUUUGAAAACUUUGAGAGACUAUUUUACAAGUCCUAUGGUGAGAAUUCUGUUUUAAUAUGUGGCUGGUCUACUUACUUUAAAAGGGAGCUGAUUUUUACUUUAUCUAUCAUCAUAGCAACACACUUCUUCAACACGUCAUCCCCCCGCGCUGUCGUUGCAGUACAACAUCUAACCUGUAGGUGGCGGCAUUGCUCUUAGCCUGAGUCCACGGAGUUUGGGGUUUGUAUACUGCAUUUGGAUGGUUCAUCUCUGCGUGGUUUUUUUUUUGUGUGACUGAUAAUAUUCUGACAUUCAACAGAAUGACCAGCUGCACAUAGAAAACCUGUCGAGCUGAAGGGACUUACACACCAAAAGCACACCACAAUCCUCUUAUUGUCUCGCUCCCAAAUGUGACAACAAUCACCCCACAGUAAAAACUAAACUAGUAACCAGCAAUAACAACCACCUUUUCAUGAUCUAUAUUAUUACUCCACCGUGACAGCUGCAGCCACAGAAUGUCAGGCUCACCGCUGAGCAUGUUUAAUCCUCUGUGUUAAGACAGUGAAGCACAUUUUGAUAAGUCCAUGCACUAACUUGCAGCCAAUUAUAUUUGGUGUUGAGAAGUUGAAAGUACGGUUUCUUGUCGUCUUCCCCCCCCCCCCCCCCCCCCACCGCCUCUCAUCCCUCGGUGCUACAGUUGAGGUGUUAAAUGCAGUAUGUAAGCGCUGGUUUUGUGGUAGACAGACAAAGGUGAAUAAAGUUAGCUGAGCCAUCUGAAUGUCCACUGACCAUCAUAACUGCAGGAAGGCUUCGAACCCAACUGUACUCAUCUGAAACGUUGUUUCUCUGCAGCUAUUACAAUUCAUGCAAUAAAAACAGUACAAUUACA
Cottoperca gobio is the source of this 4596-nucleotide messenger RNA. RefSeq names its product terminal nucleotidyltransferase 4B (gene tent4b). The record is from RefSeq and is a predicted model, not a curated record. Lineage: Eukaryota; Metazoa; Chordata; Actinopteri; Perciformes; Bovichtidae. Gene Ontology annotation, cellular component: TRAMP complex; nucleolus. Gene Ontology annotation, biological process: RNA 3'-end processing; polyadenylation-dependent ncRNA catabolic process. Gene Ontology annotation, molecular function: poly(A) RNA polymerase activity; mRNA binding.